Colletotrichum costaricense is the source of this 1872-nucleotide messenger RNA. RefSeq lists its product as uncharacterized. NCBI's taxonomy places the organism in Eukaryota, Fungi, Ascomycota, Sordariomycetes, Glomerellales, Glomerellaceae. Bases 1 to 1872 code for a protein of 623 amino acids. The record is from RefSeq and is a predicted model, not a curated record. The transcript has a single exon.
AUGUGGCUCAUCAACGUCGAUACCCUUCAGCUGGAGGAGUUCAUCGAGCCAGAUUUUCCUUAUGCUAUCCUCUCUCAUACCUGGGCUAGCGAAGAAGUGUCCUUCCAGGAACUCAAAAACCAAAGAGACGACAAUGUAUGGAGAAAGUCCGGUUACCACAAGAUUUACAACACAUGCCGAGUGGCCAAAUCCCUCGACUUGGGUUACGUAUGGGUCGACACUUGCUGCAUCGACAAAGCAUCCAGCGCUGAGCUAUCCGAGGCUAUCAACUCAAUGUUCCGCUGGUACAACCGGUCAUGGAUCUGUUUCGCCUACCUCUCGGAUGUGAAUGACCUGGCUGGCUCGGCCACAUUACUCGAAAACUUGAGGGCUUCUCGGUGGUUCACCCGGGGCUGGACUCUUCAAGAGCUGAUUGCGCCAAAGGUCGUCACUUUUUACAAUGCGUCCUGGCAGCUACUUGGUUCAAAGGAUACUUUGUCGCCCUUCCUAUCGUCCAUCACAGGCAUCGACGAGGCCAUCCUUAUUGGCAAGGCUCCUCUACUCAAGGUCCCCGUUGCAACCCGCAUGUCUUGGGCCUCGAAACGCCAGACUACUCGAACCGAAGACUCUGCCUAUUGCCUACUAGGUAUUUUUGAUAUCAACAUGCCUUUGCUGUACGGCGAAGGCGAGAAAGCCUUUGCCCGGCUGCAGUCUGAGAUCCUGCAAGAAACAAACGAUCUGUCUCUACUUGCCUGGACCUCAUCGGCCACGGAUCCAGAACGACAAGAAAAAUACAGCGGGCUGCUUGCAAAGUCACCGUCCAACUUUAUCGCAUGCUCAAAUCUGAAGCUGAUCAACAACAUGAGUCUGUCUGAAGACUUUGAAGUUGGCGUGACCAGGACGAAGUUCUCAAUCAAAACCAUGCUCUGGUUUAUAGAUGGCCUCGGCGACAAUGCCGGCACUCGGGAUGAAGCAGGAUACGUGCUACCGCUACCUUACAGUUUUCUGAAUCCAGAUUUACCUAAGCCGACGUCUUCAAGAAGCUACCACGACGGCAAUUCCAUUCCAAUCGGUGUCAUGAUUGCCAAAACAUCCUCCGGGUUUGUGCGUUAUAACCCCUGGAGUUUAAUCGCACAGUUUCACAGCAUAGAAGGCCGUUCAGCACCAAGCCUUCCAGAGAUACAGGCUUUGAAUACGUGGCUUUACGACCAGAAAGCCAAACCCCUCAAGCUAGUACGUCAGUUCACUUCCGAAGCGGCCUUGGAAUUGCAGAGUACUAGGUUGAAGAACGCAAUAUUCGUUUCUAUCGAUGCCCAGCUCCUAAACGAGGGUCCAUUCGAGACUCUCCUUGCACAACCUCAGGCGUUAUGGGAUCGCCUGAAUCGAGUAUUUCUCGACAAAGCCAAGCAGGAAGCAGUUGUCGGCAUGAUGGAAGCUCGUUUUUUACAAUUUUCUCUUCUUUCGGGCGAAAAAGUUUUACUCGUUUGCGCCAUUACCGAGGGCCUCGAAAUUAGACCCCGCCUAUGCUGGGCAGCUUUGCUGAACUACGAAGAAGAUGAGAUGGGUAGAUGGAUGAUCGACCAACUUGGCAAGUGGGAUGAAACAUCAGCCUCGUACGCAACUGCCCGACACAUGUUGAAUUUGAUUGUAGAGCGAAGGGGAUACGAAACAUACCCUUCCUGGCCGGCUUUACAACUAUGCCCAAUAAAGUACUUUGCGACAAGCAUGACUCCGGCUUCGCGCACCAUCCGGCUGUCUGACGGUACGGAGGAAGAGGUCACAGUCAGCAUCAUUCCUCAUGACGCAGCCGAAGGCGCCUGCGAGGUCAUUGUUUCGUUCAAGAAGGAAUCUCAACUAUCUCCCGGGAACAGCUCAGACGCCAUUGUCGAUUAA